AUGUCAUAUACUGUGAAUAUUAAAGAAUGUAGAAGAAAAAUUGAAUGCAGGUUUAUAAAGCUUAUUUAUCUAUUCUCUUUACAGCCCAUUGGUGCUUUAAACCCAAAGAGAGCAGUAUUUUAUGCAGAACGCUAUGAGACAUGGGAAAAUGAUCAAACUCCACCUUAUCAUUAUAACACUCAUUAUUCUACAUCUACCUGUACAUUAGCCUGGCUUGUUCGCAUUGAGCCUUUUACAACUUUCUUCCUCAAUGCAAAUGAUGGUAAAUUUGAUCAUCCAGAUCGAACUUUUUCUUCAGUGGCAAGAUCAUGGAGAAAUAGCCAACGAGACACUUCAGAUGUCAAAGAACUAAUUCCAGAGUUUUACUACCUGCCAGAAAUGUUUGUCAACAGUAAUGGAUAUAAUUUUGGAGCCAGAGAAGAUGAAACUAUUGUGAAUGAUGUUGAGCUUCCCCCUUGGGCCAAGAAGCCUGAAGACUUUGUCCGCAUCAAUCGAAUGGCUCUGGAAAGUGAAUUUGUAUCUUGUCAGCUUCACCAAUGGAUUGAUCUCAUAUUUGGCUAUAAGCAGCGUGGGCCAGAAGCAGUGCGGGCACUUAAUGUUUUCCAUUACUUGACAUAUGAAGGUUCCAUAAACCUUGACAGUAUCACUGAUCCUGUCCUCAGAGAAGCCAUGGAGGCACAGAUACAGAACUUUGGACAGACGCCAUCUCAGUUGCUUAUCGAGCCACAUCCUCCUCGGAGCUCUGCUAUGCACCUGUGUUUCCUUCCACAGAGCCCACUUAUGUUUAAAGAUCAGAUGCAGCAAGAUGUUAUAAUGGUGCUCAAAUUUCCAUCAAAUUCUCCUGUCACACACGUGGCAGCCAAUACACUCCCACACCUUACAAUUCCUGCAGUGGUAACUGUGACUUGCAGCCGGCUUUUUGCAGUGAAUAGGUGGCACAAUACAGUAGGCCUCAGGGGAGCACCAGGGUAUUCUCUAGAUCAAGCUCAUCACCUUCCUAUUGAAAUGGAUCCAUUGAUUGCCAAUAACUCUGGUGUGAAUAAACGGCAGAUCACAGACCUUGUGGAUCAAAGCAUUCAAAUCAAUGCUCAUUGUUUCGUGGUCACAGCAGAUAAUCGCUACAUUCUCAUCUGUGGUUUCUGGGACAAGAGCUUUCGAGUUUAUUCAACAGAAACAGGCAAACUAACACAGAUCGUAUUUGGCCAUUGGGAUGUAGUUACUUGUCUUGCCAGAUCAGAGUCUUAUAUUGGUGGGGACUGCUACAUUGUCUCUGGCUCUCGGGAUGCUACUUUGCUGUUGUGGUAUUGGAGUGGCCGACAUCAUAUCAUUGGUGACAAUCCGAACAGCAGUGACUAUCCUGCUCCCAGAGCUGUUCUAACUGGUCAUGAUCAUGAAGUUGUCUGCGUAUCAGUAUGUGCUGAGCUGGGACUUGUCAUAAGUGGUGCUAAAGAAGGACCUUGUCUUGUACACACAAUUACUGGAGAUUUGCUGAGAGCACUAGAAGGAACAGAAAAUUGUUUGUAUCCACGCCUAAUAUCUGUGUCUAGUGAAGGCCACUGUAUCAUCUAUUAUGAACGAGGAAGAUUCAGCAAUUUCAGCAUUAAUGGAAAACUUUUGGCCCAGAUGGAAAUUAAUGAUUCAACCAGGGCUAUCCUUCUGAGCAGUGAUGGGCAGAAUCUAGUUACAGGUGGUGAUAAUGGAGUAGUAGAAGUAUGGCAAGCUUGUGACUUCAAACAACUCUACAUUUAUCCUGGCUGUGAUGCUGGCAUUAGGGCAAUGGACUUAUCCCAUGAUCAGAGGACUCUAAUUACCGGCAUGGCGUCUGGUAGCAUUGUAGCUUUUAAUAUAGAUUUUAAUCGUUGGCAUUAUGAGCAUCAGAAUAGAUAUUAAACCAGAGUGAAGAACUGAAAGCAAAGAUUACAUUGAGAGCACAAGUGCUACUGAAAGGUAUCUCUGGUGGAAAAAAGAAAUCUGCAUUGACCUCCGUUGUACAUUCCAUUACACCCAGCAAUAGCUGUACAUUGUAGUCAGCAACCAUUUUAUUUUGUGUGUUUUUUCACAACUGAACACCAGCUGCUGCAGAAGCGAGCUUGUAUCAUGUAAAUUAUAAUGACUUAAUAGAUGUUUUGGUAAUUAUUUCAUAUACUUUUGUUUACUGAGAAAAGGUAGAAGAACACAUCACAAGAGACUUUUGAAUAUUCUGAGGAACUUGUGUCUGGCUAUUAUAUGGUUUGGGCCAUGACCCUAGCAUCCAUUUCCCAUUUCCUAGCCUCUUUUCAAGCUGAUCAAUUAAAAGGAAAAAAAACCCUACGUUUGAUACUUUGUACAUCAGAUGCACAUCUUAACUUUAAAGGGAUACUUUUGUAAAAGUAAAGCCUUGUAUAAAAAACAAAAACUGUUUCUUAAUUUUAUUGUGGAGUUACAACUUGCAUGUACUUUAAGCCUGAUGUCUUGAAACCACAUCCACAAGUUGAACUGAAAGCUGUCCAAGGCCCAGCUUGUAUUUAAAGAUUGAAAUAGGUGCAAGCUGCAAUGGAGCCAUUGCCAUUGAAACAUGGUCUUCAUGUUUCAGUCUAAAGCCACCCCUUCUAAAUGAAGUUUUGCUCAUUACAUGAAGCAUUUGGAUAUGAAGCCAUUGUCGCCAUAGUUAUGCAUUAAAAAUAAUUUUCCCUUAAAAAUUAAUAAUGUGAUAAACAGGCAGGAGCAUGGUUAAGAUGCUCUGCUACAGCGCUUUAUGAUUCCCACCAAAGCAAGUUGCUAGACUUCUAGAUUCAUCACAUUUGGCAUACUAUGCAUUGCAGGGAGAGAGCAACUAAGAUUUUCUCUUAAAUUCCUUGGAAAUAAAGCUUGGUUAAAAGCAAACUUAGCUUCAUUGGGGUUAUUCUUUUGAAUAUUUUUAAAACUCAUAUGUUUAACACUCAUUUUACAUUGAAGGCACUCAUAUUUGACAGUACUGUAAUAAUGACUAUCAGAAUAAUUUUCUGCACAUUCUCCAAAUCAUGUAACAUACCCAGGGGUAUAUACACUUUACUUCAUGUUUCUUCUUUGUAUAUUUGGUGACUGUAUUGUCAUAGAUGUACAUAUUGUGUCGGUAGGGCUAUGAGGCAUGUAACAGGAAUGUAAUUUUCUCAAACUUUACACUCACUCACAGUCAUUUAUUUAAAAAAACACAAGAUAAUGGAUUCUUUGUACUGGCACUUUGGCACCAGAAACAUUAUUUAUUGACGUGGUUCUUAUUUGUUACUCACCUUGUAUUAGUAAGUUUUAGCACUAAAUACCUUCUUCAUUGUUGUUUGUAUUAAUAAGAUUCUGAAAUCAUGGGGAAUCAAUGUAAUGAUUAAGUUAUUCAUCAUUGUUCUGUAAGCAAUAUCUUGAGUUUGUAGCUUAGAACUGGGAGAAUACUGAACCAUCUGGAAGAUAAGUUCAUUUCAUCUCAAGAUCAUGGUGAAAUAUUUUGGCUAUAUAAAUUCCUUAAGCUAUUGU
Messenger RNA from Thamnophis sirtalis, 3483 nucleotides. The record is from RefSeq and is a predicted model, not a curated record. NCBI's taxonomy places the organism in Eukaryota, Metazoa, Chordata, Lepidosauria, Squamata, Natricidae.